AUGCUGAUUUUCAACUACUCGAAUGCGCUGAUGACACCCCUUUAUCUGGCUUUCCACCUUGCCACUGUACCAAGCGUUGAUCAAUUCAAUGCUAGUGGCUUCCUGGUAGAUUCGAAAGACCUGGACGCUAUUCUAUGGAGUUACUUGUUCGGAUAUCUUUUCCCGCUCGCGGCAAUAUGUUUGGCACCUUCUGGUAGAACAAGGUUGAAACUCGGUGGAGUCUACCAGCAGUGGAACCUCUUCAUUACAGCUUCUCACUAUAUCUCCCGCUGGUUCUUAGGUUUCAUUGGCGCUCAAGACCCGUUGACCGUUCAAGACUACCAGCACAAGAUCAGGUUGGUCUACGGCGUGGCCUUUGCAUUGGCGGCCAUACCUCACUGGGUCAGCAAUGUUAUAUUCUGGAGUGCAGCACUGUGGCCUCGUCUCUUCAAUCCCAACUAUUCUGCCUCCCUUCAUCCUCGAGAAACUGUACUUCCGCCAAAUCCAUUCUCUUCGAGGCAGUCUAAAGAUACUGCUGAAGGGUGUACCUGGCUGAUUCAAUGGGACAAUAUUAUUGGCACGGCUGCUGCCUGGGUCUGGGCACUCAAGUUAUUUCUGGACGCACAUUAUGUGAUUGGGUCCUUUGUGUCAUUUCUAUCCAUUUUUCUAAAGUCUCUGCUGUAUAUCUCCGUAGGCGGUCCAAUGGGCCUCCCGAUUGGCCUCAUGUGGGAGCGGGAUGAGAUACUUUCGUCUCUUGCCUUCAAAUCAGCGAGCGCAUUUGGAUGA
Exophiala aquamarina CBS 119918 is the source of this 765-nucleotide messenger RNA. RefSeq lists its product as uncharacterized. The transcript has a single exon. The coding region runs from base 1 to 765 and encodes 254 amino acids. Lineage: Eukaryota; Fungi; Ascomycota; Eurotiomycetes; Chaetothyriales; Herpotrichiellaceae. The record is from RefSeq and is a predicted model, not a curated record.